This is a messenger RNA of Medicago truncatula (barrel medic), 1059 nucleotides long. RefSeq names its product protein DCL homolog, chloroplastic. The coding region runs from base 89 to 697 and encodes 202 amino acids. The transcript is spliced from 3 exons. Gene Ontology annotation, biological process: chloroplast organization; chloroplast rRNA processing. Gene Ontology annotation, cellular component: chloroplast. The record is from RefSeq and is a predicted model, not a curated record. NCBI's taxonomy places the organism in Eukaryota, Viridiplantae, Streptophyta, Magnoliopsida, Fabales, Fabaceae.
UAAGGAGUGUCUCACUCUCACUCAAUCUACAUUAUCAUUACUCCAUUAAUUAACGCAACAAAAAAUCCAACCCUAAAAAAAAAUCUAAAUGGCCGCACCACUUCUUCUAAGACAAGCUCUGUUACUUCGCGCUUGUUUCCAUAACUACAAACACUUCACCGUCAGAACCGUUACGGCGCGCCACCGGCUAUGGUGCAGCGCCGCCGCCAUCAAUCCACCGUCGGAAAAACCAAACGACAAACCUAACUCCGUUAGCAACACGUUAAACCGGAGAGAUGUUUUCCCGUCGAGUAACUUCCGUUUGGAGGAUGAGGAAUCUGAUUAUCGAAAAUGGAAGGAUAAAGAAGAUGAGAUUUUCAAUGAUAUUGAACCUAUUAUUGUGCUUACUAAGGAAAUUCUUCAUUCAUCAAAGUAUAUGGAUGGAGGGACAUUAACUUUGGAGGAUGAGAAAACUGUAGUGGAAAAGCUUCUUGCUUAUCAUCCACACUCUGAAGAUAAGAUUGGAUGUGGUCUUGAAUCCAUUAUGGUUGACCGUCAUCCCCAAUUUCGACACUCAAGGUGUCUUUUUGUUGUAAGAACUGAUGGUGGCUGGAUUGAUUUCUCAUAUCAGAAGUGCCUUCGAGAAUACAUUAAAAAGAAGUACCCUGCUCAUGCUGAAAGGUUUAUUCGAGAACACCUUAAGCGCGGGAGUAGUUGAUGUAUAUAUAGUGGAAUCAUUUACUUUUAUAUGCAAGUAUCUGAUAUUGUGACUACUUCACACAUAUAUCCCCCUCAUCCCACAGUUUUUCGGUGGCUUACACAGAUUGUCAAUUGUAGCAGAUAAUCAUUGAUUGCAACAUCAAGCUUGUUUAGAAGGGAAUGUAAAAUAAUUGAACCGAAAACUUUACUUCGUACACUUGCGGAACACUUUGCUGGGGAUGAAGAAAUUGGUUAUUGGGUGAGUGGUAGGCAGUGAGGAAUGAAAUUUUGUUGCUUUACCACCUCCCUCUGUAUCAUAAGAAAUUCACUACUAUUCAUGUCCUUUUUCAGUCUUGCAACAUUUUAAAAUGUUUCAUGGUC